Molecule: messenger RNA, 1327 nt
Organism: Equus quagga
Lineage: Eukaryota; Metazoa; Chordata; Mammalia; Perissodactyla; Equidae
Gene: NUDT15
Product: nudix hydrolase 15
Exons: 3
Coding region: 1-573 (190 amino acids)
Biological process (GO): dGTP catabolic process
Cellular component (GO): cytosol
Molecular function (GO): 8-oxo-7,8-dihydrodeoxyguanosine triphosphate pyrophosphatase activity
Source: RefSeq, a predicted model, not a curated record
AUGACGGCCAGCGCGGCAGCGCGGGGGCGGCGGCCUGGCGUCGGGGUGGGAGUGGUGGUGACUAGCAGCAGCCAUCCUCGUUGUGUCCUCCUGGGCAAGAGGAAAGGGUCGUUUGGAGCCGGCACUUUCCAGCUUCCUGGGGGUCAUUUGGAGUUCGGUGAAAGCUGGGAGGAAUGUGCUCAAAGGGAAACCUGGGAAGAAGCAGCUCUUCAUCUGAAAAAUGUUCGCUUUGCCUCGGUUGUGAAUUCUUUCGUUGAGGAAGAGAAUUACCAUUAUGUCACUAUACUAAUGAAAGGAGAGGUGGAUGUGACUCAGGAUUCAGAACCAAAAAAUGUAGAGCCUGAGAAAAAUGAAAGAGCAGAAAUUUUGGCUUCUUCAUCUUUGACUCGCCCCUGCCUGACACUGUGCCUGGCUCGUAAUCAGUGUUCGGAAGAUGUUGAAGGAAGGACGCUUCCAGGGAAUGAAUAUACCAGCAAACCUCUUGCUGUGAGCUUCUCAAAUGUGGUACCUACAUUGGCCUGCUUUUCAAUAACUUCUAAAAGGUCCUUAUUCAGCUUUCUGAAGUUCUUCUAAAAGGUUAUUACCCUACUUUAUGAAGUUCUUUAUUAGAGUUUUUGUUACUAUAUUAUUGUAUAUAUUGUUUUUACCUCCUGGAAUAUAGUAGUUUUGAGUAGUUUUUACAUGCUUUGUGAUUUUUUAAUUCAUUUAUGUAACUUUUUUUGUUUGCCUACCUUCGCUCUGUUGACCCUCUGACGUUGCUAGUCAUCUCACAUCAAGCAGUGUGAUUUUACAAAGCCCAAGGUUAAAGCCCCAAGUCAGAUUUGAUCAGAAACACUUGUUCCUCUCUAUCUCUUAGAAACAGUGUAGCAGGAAUUAUUUUCACUUUUUUCCCAGUUGGAGCCCUUGCUGGUAACCACCUGCAGCCUGGCCAAGAUGCAACGGCUCGGUGGGGCUUUGUUUUACUUAUAGUAUAGAGAUGCCGUCUCUGUCCCAUGUUCAUCAGGUCCUGGAUCUGGAUAGCCUGCUUCAGUUUACUAGUUACUGCAUCUUUCCUCCCACCAUCUGAUUAUAAUGAGGGGGAUCAUCCGGAUGCUUCAUAUUCUAGGAGAUGGGGGAUAAACUUUACAGACAGCUCUUGAGAUUCAGUUAAUUCAGCAUCUUGCAGCACACUGUUGGGCAAUCUGUCUCUCUCUGUCUCUCUCUCUCUUUCUCACUCUCUCACUCUGUUAGCACAUGGCAAUAGUUGCUGAUCACCCCUUCCUGAACUUGUUCCAAUUUCAUGGAUUCUUUGUCCCCUGCCUUCCCAGAAUGAAACUACAUGCCUGUA